Budorcas taxicolor (takin) is the source of this 1269-nucleotide messenger RNA. It is a transcript of the gene KRT20, whose product is annotated as keratin 20. The record is from RefSeq and is a predicted model, not a curated record. Gene Ontology annotation, molecular function: structural molecule activity. The coding region runs from base 1 to 1269 and encodes 422 amino acids. NCBI's taxonomy places the organism in Eukaryota, Metazoa, Chordata, Mammalia, Artiodactyla, Bovidae. The transcript is spliced from 8 exons.
AUGAAUUUCAAUCAGAGAAGAUUCCAUCAAAGCCUGAGUUCCUCCUCCCAGGGCCCUGCGCUCAGCAUGAGCAGCUCCAUAUAUAGGAGGGGGGUCGCACCCAGCGUGUAUGGAGGGGCUGGAGGCCACGGCACCCGCAUCUCGACGUCUAGACACAUGCUAAACUAUGGGAGCGACCCUGCUGGAGGAAACCUGCUUGCUGGCAAUGAAAAGAUGACCAUGCAGAACCUAAAUGACCGCCUAGCAAGCUACCUAGAAAGAGUGCGGUCACUGGAGCAGUCCAACUCCCACCUUGAACUGCAGAUCAAGCACUGGUAUGAAACCAACACACCUAGCACCAGUCGGGACCACAGUGCAUAUUUGGAACAAAUCAAAGAGCUGCGAGAUCAGAUUAAAGAUGCUCAACUGCAGAAUGCUCGAUGUGUCCUGCAAAUCGAUAAUGCUAAACUGGCUAUCGAGGACUUCAGGCUGAAAUAUGAAGCUGAGCAGGGGAUUUGCCAAACAGUGGUGGCUGAUAUUCGUGACCUGAAAAUGGUCUUUGAUGACUUAACUCUAAAGAAGGCAGACUUCGAGAUUCAAAUUGAAGAGCUGACUAAAGACCUGCAUCUCCUCCAAAAAGAACAUGAGGAGGAAGUGAGGAGCCUACGUGCUCAUCUGGGCAAUAAUGUAAAUGUAGAGGUGGAUGCUGCUCCAAGCCUGAACCUCGGUGCCAUCAUGAAUGAAAUGAGGCAGAAAUAUGAUGCCAUGGCCCAAGAGAACCUUCAGAAAGCCAAAGAACAGUUUGAGAUACAGAUUAAUGAUCUGCAAAAGCAAGUCACAGUGAGCACUGAAGAGUUAAAAGGAAACAAGGACCAAAUAAAAGAGCAGAGACACACCCACCAGGUCCUGGAAAUAGAGCUCCAGUCUCUUCUCAGCAUGAAAGAAGCUUUGGAGCAUACACUACAGGAGACCAAUGCUCGUUAUAGCAGCCACUUGGCCACAAUCCAGGCACAGCUAAACUCCCUCGAGGGCCAACUGGUGCAGGUUCGGAUGGACACAGAACGCCAGAUCCAUGAAUAUAAUAUCCUCCUUGACAUAAAGAUCCGGCUUGAGCAGGAAAUUGCUACCUACCGCCGUCUUCUGGAAGGAGAAGGUGUCAAAGAAUAUCAGUUAAGCACUCUGGAUGACAGAGAUAUAAAGAAAACCAGGAAGAUUAAGACAGUCGUACAAGAAGUAGUGGAUGGCAAGGUUGUGUCAUCUGAAGUCAAAGAAGUGGAAGAAAAUAUAUGA